CGUGUCGCGUAAUUUGAUUGGACAGAGACAAGUCAGCGAUCGGAAAGAAAUAUGUCGGCGUAUUAGAGGAACGGAGCCCGUUAUUGUGCAAGAAAUUGGACUUCUCAACGAUCUAAAUUCAGCAAGAUUCAUUUUAGAUUCGUCCACCAUAAUCGUGAAGUAUGGCUUCGCAUUUAGGUGGAAAACCGGAGUACAUAGUUGGUGGCAAAUAUCGUUUAGUUCGUAAAAUCGGUAGUGGCUCCUUUGGUGAUAUAUACUUGGGUAUUAACAUUACAAAUGGAGAGGAAGUAGCAGUUAAACUUGAAGCCAUUAGGGCAAGACACCCUCAACUCCUAUAUGAGAGCAAACUCUACAGGAUUCUUCAUGGAGGCAUAGGAAUUCCACACAUCAGAUACUAUGGCCAGGAAAAAGACCACAACGUCCUCGUCAUGGAUCUGUUGGGACCAUCUCUCGAAGAUCUGUUCAAUUUCUGCUCGCGCCGUUUUACCAUCAAAACAGUCCUCAUGCUCGCCGACCAGAUGAUAGGCCGUAUAGAAUAUGUACAUUGCAAGUCGUUUAUCCAUCGAGACAUUAAGCCGGACAAUUUUCUAAUGGGCAUCGGGCGUCAUUGCAAUAAACUAUUUCUAAUCGACUUUGGUCUGGCCAAGAAGUAUCGAGAUUCCCGCACGCGCCAGCACAUUCUCUACAGGGAAGAUAAAAACUUGACUGGAACUGCCAGGUACGCAUCGAUUAAUGCUCAUUUGGGUAUCGAACAGUCAAGACGAGACGACAUGGAAUCAUUGGGAUAUGUACUGAUGUACUUCAAUCGCGGUUGUUUGCCUUGGCAAGGUCUGAAAGCAGCUACAAAAAAACAAAAAUACGAAAAGAUUAGCGAGAAAAAGAUGUCAACUCCAGUAGAAGUACUUUGCAAAGGUUUUCCAGCGGAAUUUUCGAUGUACCUAAAUUAUUGCCGUGGAUUACGCUUUGAAGAACCGCCCGACUACAUGUAUCUGCGCCAACUGUUCCGCAUUCUAUUCCGCACUUUGAAUCAUCAAUAUGAUUACACUUUCGACUGGACCCUGCUGAAACAGAAGACUGGAGUUCCUCUUGUCGGGCCAAUGGUUUCAAUGCCAGUACCGCCAACUUCUGCUGCGGUUGCGGCUCAACCGACAACGGUGAGUCGUGACAAAAAAGACGACGAUAAGAUCAAGCAAAAUUCUGCUAAAGGUACCUACAGCUAAAGCAAUUUACAUUGUACUUAAAAGCAAUCGUUAAUACAAGAAACGCCGUGUCGUACCAACGCAUCGACUGGGCAAACGCCAACCAUCCACGUUGGUUAAAGGAUCUCGUUUUUGGUUUCACUAUGAUAAUUCGUUUGCGAUCAUACCUUUGUUGAUAUGCAUUCUUCAUAUUAUGCAACGCUGUACAAAACCCGUUCAUUCAGCGGUUGUUCGUGCCCUCUUCAAUCGAAUGAUCAAAGUGCGGAUCCUGCCACGUUUAUUGUAAAAAAUAAAUUCUUAGAAGUUAUUAGUUACUAAACGGUUUCUUUUCGUUGUAAGUGAGCAUACAUUACAAUACAUUUUUUAAUUUUGAUAGUUUUUGGGGUAGUGGAGAUUUGCAAAGUUGAACAAUUAUGCAUAAGGUGUGUCUGUAUCGGUAAAAACAUUACAUCACUCCCAAUUUUUCAAAAUGUUUUCGUCCCGGAGUUAACAAAAAUAUGUGUGAAAGAGAGCGAGAACUGUGAGUGUGACUGCAAAUCGGGCUGUCUUUAUUUAAUUAGUAUAACAACCACUUCUAUUCCUUACGCUUUAAGCGUAAGUUAUUUUGACAACAUGCUUCAAACUUAAGAUUAACAUUAACUAACGAUUGUAUCGUCACAGGUCCAGCUUCAAAGUUCGAACGGUUGAAACGCGAAUCGCUGGGACUGGUUAAACAUUGUUAUUCUUUUCGUGUUUUAUAUUUUUUUGGUAUACACGGUACUUUAGAUGUGCAUAUUCAAUUUCCACAUUAAGAUUCCAUUGUUAAUUUAACAGAGGAGUUCCUCCAGAUGGAAAAAACUUGUCUCAUUUAUAGUGCGAUGCGAUUUUCUAGACCAGUCCUGGUCUACCUAAACACUGUUCGAGUUCGCCGUUUAGCCUGCUAUUACAAUUAAAUAGAGCAUUAAACGGCAACUUGCCAUGUAUAAAAUCCGAAUGCUAAUGGGCGUCUUAAAUUCAUCAUAGUAACAAAAAGUUCAAUCAAGAACCAUUCUUAUAUUGUAUUACUGCAAACGAUAUGCGUUGACUCAUAUCGUAAUGAUAUUUGUGAAUGCAUAUAACUGGACGAAAUCCUGUGACUGUAAUUUUUUUUUAUCAUUAAACAUAAGCCCUACGAUGUGUAUUCUUAAGUUUAGUUAUAGAAAUUUUUAAUUACGAAAAAACCACAGUGUGAUUCACCUAACUUGCUUUGUGGGUGAUUGAAAGCUAUUAAACCAGACAGAUGGUGUUUUUUUCGUAGAGGUAAAGAACGUAUUUUUCUUAUCCGCGUCGGUGGUUAAGUUCAACCACGAAAAUAACAGUAAUGAUCUGUGGAAACUAGUUAAUAGGCCAACAUGUGUAAACUGCUAUAGGUUCUUACGAUUGUUAUUCUUUUCCUGUGUACUGUUAAGUUCUCAUUUAAUCUUAAUAAUCCAAUAUACUUUAUUUCUAUACCUUAGGGUUCAGUUAUUUUUAAGUUUUGUAACGAACAGUGACACUGUUGGAGUUAUUGCAGGAGUAAAACUUUAAAAUUCAA
Messenger RNA from Dendroctonus ponderosae (mountain pine beetle), 2751 nucleotides. RefSeq names its product casein kinase I. The coding region runs from base 162 to 1220 and encodes 352 amino acids. The transcript has 7 exons. Gene Ontology annotation, biological process: peptidyl-serine phosphorylation; negative regulation of canonical Wnt signaling pathway; signal transduction. NCBI's taxonomy places the organism in Eukaryota, Metazoa, Arthropoda, Insecta, Coleoptera, Curculionidae. The record is from RefSeq and is a predicted model, not a curated record. Gene Ontology annotation, molecular function: protein serine/threonine kinase activity; ATP binding. Gene Ontology annotation, cellular component: nucleus; cytoplasm.